Talpa occidentalis (Iberian mole) is the source of this 1341-nucleotide messenger RNA. RefSeq names its product calcium binding protein, spermatid associated 1 (gene CABS1). NCBI's taxonomy places the organism in Eukaryota, Metazoa, Chordata, Mammalia, Eulipotyphla, Talpidae. The record is from RefSeq and is a predicted model, not a curated record. Gene Ontology annotation, cellular component: mitochondrial inner membrane; motile cilium. Gene Ontology annotation, biological process: spermatogenesis. Bases 52 to 1224 code for a protein of 390 amino acids. The transcript has a single exon. Gene Ontology annotation, molecular function: calcium ion binding.
UCUCCUGCCUAGAGAUACCACUGGGCACAGGGAAAGAUCUGUAAAGUGUUUAUGGUGCCACUUUGUCCCAUGGCUGAAGAUGGUCUGCCAAAUAUUUAUUCUCCUCCUCCAAAAGAAAACAGUAAAACUGAAGCAACCAUUUUCUUUGGGGCUGACAAUACUAUUUCUAGAACAGAAACAUCUUUUACUUCAGAAGGAGACCACAUUACUUCAGUAAACGACUAUAGACCAGAAAGUGACUUCUCAACAACUACAGGUAACAAACUUCCAUCUCCAAAGGAAAGAAUAAAAUCAGAAGAUGAUGUAGAACCCCAUGUUAUCAAGCCAACAAUCCAUCUGGAGAAAGAAAUCACUGCUCUGACAGGCACUGCAAACACCAUGGCUAAUGACUCUUUUAUUGGAAAUCUCAUUCCAGUGAAAAUUGGUAAUAACUCAUCACUAGUUGCUACUGUUUCAUUAAUAGAUUUUUCCACUAACACAGCAGAAAAAGAUAUCCCCUUGGACAACACUGACCCAGGAGAUAACAAUGUCUUAAUAACUUCUGAAGUCUCAAGUGAAAGUACCAUCAGGAUUACUGACAGCCCUGUGCUUCCAGCUAAGAAGAAUGGACCUGCUGUUGACAAUUGCAGUUCUUCAGUUAAAUCCAGUAUCACUGAUAAUGCGGCUAUCCAGAUCAUUGAUUACUCUACUCCUGAGGCUGAAAAAUCUCUCACUACUGAAAAAAACAUCACUAUUCCAGACAUAACCAACCUUACAGAACAGAAAAUAACUGAAAUUGAUCUAAUUCUUCCAGAGGAUGACACCAAUGCUGAGCCUCAACUAAUGGAGUCUGAUGAAGAAAAGCUUAUCACUGUGUUUGAACUCACUACCACUGCAGAAAAAGACAAAGAUAACUCAGAAGAUAUGUUAACUAAUGAAGACUCUGUGGAUGGAGUCAAUGUCUGGAUGGAGAAAGAGACUGCAAAUGAAGCUGAGAACCAGCCCAUUUUGCUUACUGCUGUUGAAUCCAGAUAUGACUUUGUUGUCCCUGCAUCAGUAGGUAUGAAUGUCAUGGAAGAUUCAUCUACUACAAAAGAUCUUUCUGAAAAUAACAGAACAGAACCUGAGGCAUUUUCAGGAACUAGCCCUAUUUUUGAUACCCCAAACCACAAGGAAGACACUUUUACAACUGAAAUGGGUGUCUUUAAACUACUCAAAGAAGAUCCAGAUGAGUUCCUGAUUUGAAAGCAGCAAAUGAGUUAUCACAUAGAAAAGUGCAAUAGCCUAGACAGCUAGUCUUCAUAUCUAAGUUUGUCCAGCAAGCAAAAAUCUUUUCAAAACUGAAAGAAUAUGGGCACGUAA